Molecule: messenger RNA, 2076 nt
Organism: Cryptomeria japonica (Japanese cedar)
Lineage: Eukaryota; Viridiplantae; Streptophyta; Pinopsida; Cupressales; Cupressaceae
Product: T-complex protein 1 subunit delta
Exons: 2
Coding region: 234-1841 (535 amino acids)
Biological process (GO): protein folding
Cellular component (GO): chaperonin-containing T-complex
Molecular function (GO): ATP hydrolysis activity; ATP-dependent protein folding chaperone; ATP binding
Source: RefSeq, a predicted model, not a curated record
AGAAGAGAAGAGGAGGAGAAAAAAGUAGCUGCUCAUUUAAAUACGACCUUAUUUCAUUCUGAAUUACCUAAUGCUCCGUGAUAAACAUACAAAGUUUCAAAAUUCUGACUAUAAGAGGGAUUCGAUCUGGUGAUGUGCUGCUAGGGUUUUAGCGCAAGCCUGCAAGAGUUUUGAGUUGCAAAUCCUUGAGCGGUGAAGCAGGCAGCACAGAGAACUUUCGAAGGAAGCAGAAAAUGGCGACCGCAGUGCAGCAUCCGCGGGUUACAGCGGCCACCAAGACAGAAAAAUACGUUGACACCAAGCGCAGGGACGACAUCCGGCAUGCCAACAUCAUCUCAGCGAAGGCUGUCGCGGACGCGGUUCGAACCUCCCUGGGUCCCAAGGGCAUGGACAAGAUGCUCUGCACCUCCUCAGGCGAUGUGAUCAUCACCAACGACGGCGCCACCAUUCUCAACAAAAUGGAGGUAACUCAGCCAGCCGCUAAAAUGCUUGUAGAGCUUUCGAAAUCGCAGGAUAUUGUUGCUGGUGAUGGCACGACCACGGUCGUUGUCAUCGCCGGUGCCAUUCUCAAACAAUGCGUGAAUUUGCUAUCCAAAGGUGUCCAUCCUACCAUUAUGUCGGAGGCCUUCCACAGGGCCUCUGAAAAAGCCGUCGAGGUUUUGACGGCCAUGGCUAUUCCUGUCGAAUUGACGGACCGUGACUCUUUGGUGAAAAGUGCGAGCACUUCUUUGAACAGUAAGGUUGUCAGCCAGUAUUCUACCCUAUUGGCCCCCCUUGCUGUUGACGCCGUCCUAAACGUCGUCGACCCUGCGAAGCCUGACAUUGUGGAUUUGAGGGACAUCAGAGUUUUGCAAAAAUUGGGCGGGACUGUUGAUGAUACGGAGAUGGUUAAGGGUUUGGUGUUUGAUAAGAAGGCAAGCCAUACGGCCGGUGGGCCUACCAGAAUUGAGAACGCCAAGAUUGGCGUCAUUCAGUUCCAGAUUUCGCCUCCCAAGACAGACAUUGAGCAGAACAUUGUGGUUUCUGAUUAUACGAUGAUGGAUAGGAUUUUGAAGGAGGAGAGGAAUUAUAUUCUGGGGAUGAUAAAGAAGAUCAAGGGCACUGGAUGCAAUGUGCUGUUGAUUCAGAAGAGUAUUCUGCGAGAUGCCGUCACUGAUCUUUCGCUGCAUUACCUGUCCAAGGCAAAGAUUUUGGUGGUCAAGGAUGUGGAAAGGGAUGAAAUCGAGUUCGUUACCAAGACGCUGAAUUGUUUACCCAUUGCCAAUAUUGAACACUUUAGGGAGGAGAAGCUAGGGCAUGCUGAUUUGGUUGAAGAGGUUGCGGCUGGUGAUAGCAGGAUUGUGAAGAUUACAGGGAUCAAGAACAUGGGGCGGACGACCACGGUGGUGGUGCGGGGUUCUAAUCAGCUUGUGCUGGGUGAGGCAGAGAGGAGUCUGCAUGACGCUCUUUGUGUUGUGAGAUGUCUUGUUAACAAGCGUUUCUUGAUAGCUGGAGGUGGUGCUCCUGAAAUUGAAGUCUCGAGGCAACUUGGUGCCUGGGCCAAAACAUUGCAGGGAAUGGAGAGUUACUGCAUUCGUGCUUUUGCUGAGGCCCUUGAGGUUAUUCCUUAUACUUUGGCAGAGAAUGCAGGGUUGAACCCCAUUGCUAUUGUUACAGAGCUUAGGAACCGUCAUGCAAAUGGGGAGGUAAACACAGGUAUCAAUGUUAGGAAGGGUCAAAUAACAAACAUUCUAGAAGAGAAUGUGGUUCAACCACUGCUGGUGAGUACCAGUGCAAUAUCCUUGGCAACAGAAUGUGUGCGGAUGAUUUUAAAAAUUGAUGAUAUCGUGACUGUAAGGUAGAUUCUAGUAAGUUUUAUCGUUGAAACAGUUUGGGAUAGCAGCUUCUGAAAAUUUGAUUUCUAGCGGAAGGUGUUGGUGUUUUGUAUUGUGUUUCUUAUCAGCUGGAAAUUUGUUGUUUUAUACCCAGGACAUAUUAAUUUUACAGUAUAUUUUGGCCCAGAUGAGAUGAUCGUACUAUUUCAAUUUUGUGCUUUAGCUUAUGAAAUUUUUAUGAAGAGUACAUUGUAAGGUUUUA